Molecule: messenger RNA, 1094 nt
Organism: Rhizopus microsporus ATCC 52813
Lineage: Eukaryota; Fungi; Mucoromycota; Mucoromycetes; Mucorales; Rhizopodaceae
Exons: 3
Coding region: 72-737 (221 amino acids)
Source: RefSeq, a predicted model, not a curated record
ACCAAACAAUUUUCCUUCUUUCCUCUUUUUCAUACAUACACACAUACAUAUAUAUUAUACAAUAUAGUAUCAUGUCGACCAAUAGCACUUAUAGUAGAACAGAAGAACAUACUUUAGGAGAGGAUAGAAUACAGCCAAGAAGAUCUGGUCGAGCAACUCGUUCAGUUUCACCGUCAUCUACAACGAUGGAAGGAGGAGUAUCUGAAGAAGAAUCUAACAAUACGCGAUCACACUCUGUAGAGUCAAGUGAAUAUGAGACAGCAGAGUCUAAAAAGAGGAAAAGAAAGGCAGUAAGUAAAGCAAGCAAUAAGAGACAAGCCAACGCAAAGCUUGAAUCUUUUAAGCAAGAAGAAAACGAACGUGAGCUUAGAAAUUCAUCUCAAAGAGUAUCCAAGGAGGCAAAAGAAGCAAGAAAGGCAGAAAGGGAAAAUACGAUUAAAGAAAAAUUGAAUGAGUUGGAUAAAAUAGAAAAGGCAGUCAGAGAUGGAUCGCAUGCAGAAUAUCACAAGCUACUUGCCAAGAUUGAAGAUAAGCGUAAUAAAAUGUUGAUUGUUGCCAAAAUGCGUAGAUCCUUAGCAGAGGGAGUUGUCUAUAACCUGUUCAAUUCUCAAAGGGAAUGCGCUUAUUCACAAUAUUAUUGGGAUAAAUUGACACUACGACGAGUAAUGAUAGAGAAUGUACAGCGCAAGAUUAGCAAAUUAGAACAAGAGUAUUAUACAAGUCAUCAAAGUAAGUAAACCUAUCUUUUAAUAAUAGUGAUAUUAAAUGUAUAACAGAUUAUUCAGAUGAUGAUCGUUUGGCCGAUUGGAUGCCACCCGAAAGACCUUCGACCAUAAGUUCUCUCACACUGGGCUUGACAGAACAAGAAAUUGACCGUGACCUUGUCUUGGCAGCUCGAGAUCCCCGUCAAGCAUACUCACCAACAUCUCCUUCCAUCGAUAUGCUGGCAUCGCUGGCCGAUAAGCAAUAUCAAAGAGACUUUAAGAAAGAUGCUACUGAUAAAUCAUCUGCAUUGCCUUCAUUGCCCUCAUUGAAUCCCAUGCAUUUGAAUAACCUUGGUGGUAGUAACUGUAGCAGCAGCAGCAGUAGUAGUA